Molecule: messenger RNA, 828 nt
Organism: Hibiscus syriacus
Lineage: Eukaryota; Viridiplantae; Streptophyta; Magnoliopsida; Malvales; Malvaceae
Product: probable NAD(P)H dehydrogenase (quinone) FQR1-like 1
Exons: 4
Coding region: 1-612 (203 amino acids)
Molecular function (GO): FMN binding; NAD(P)H dehydrogenase (quinone) activity
Source: RefSeq, a predicted model, not a curated record
AUGGCAACCAAAUUGUAUAUUGUAUACUAUUCCAUGUACGGACAUGUAGAAAAACUUGCAGAGGAGAUAAAGAAAGGGGCUGCAUCUGUUGAAGGCGUUGAAGCCAAAUUAUGGCAGGUCCCUGAAACUCUAUCAGAAGAGGUUCUUGGAAAGAUGAGUGCACCGCCAAAAAGUGAUGUACCUGUUAUUACACCGAAUGAUCUUGCUGAGGCCGAUGGGUUUGUUUUUGGGUUCCCGACAAGAUUCGGAAUGAUGUCUGCGCAAUUCAAAGCUUUUCUGGAUGCAACUGGAGGUCUAUGGAGAACUCAGCAACUUUCAGGAAAACCUGCUGGGAUCUUCUAUAGCACCGGAUCUCAGGGUGGCGGACAAGAAACUACAGCGUUGACUGCAAUCACUCAGCUCGUUCACCACGGCAUGAUAUUUGUUCCCGUAGGAUACACCUUUGGUGCAGGCAUGUUCGAGAUGGAGCAAGUGAAAGGAGGAAGUCCCUACGGCGCUGGAACCUACGCCGGGGAUGGAUCAAGGGUGCCAUCUGAACUUGAGUUGGCACAGGCUUUUCACCAAGGAAAGUACAUCGCCAGCAUCGCCAAGAAACUCAAGGCAGCUGCCUGAUUUCGAUUUACUACAAAAAUCACAAUUUGUGCAUUCAUAUUAUAUUUUUUAUACAAAGUUUGCAUAACAAUAAUUCUUCGUAUAUUGCAUAUAUGCUUAAUGCGUGUACGUCUAUUGGCUUCGAUUAAUGGCAAAGUUUGCUCAUAUAUUUGUCAUACCAUUCCGAACUCCGGCAUGAAAGUUCUUAAAUCUGAUUCGGAUUUUCAGUCCGUUCAA